Molecule: messenger RNA, 645 nt
Organism: Gongylonema pulchrum
Lineage: Eukaryota; Metazoa; Nematoda; Chromadorea; Rhabditida; Gongylonematidae
Source: the annotation of a GenBank genome assembly
AUGCAACAACUAUUACAGCUAUACUAUCCAGCUUACUUUCAGAUGCUACAUUUACUACACUUGGUUACAAUUAUCGAGUUACAUUAUAUAGCAGAAGCAUGUCUUCCAUCGCAUAUCCUUUCAUCGAAAAAGCAGUGUGAUUCCGGUAAAUGUCAAAAUGACGCAGAAAAAAGCACUACUGCAAUGGCUGCUUUUCACGAAUAUCAUUGCCCAACCAAACUGGACGCUGCUACAGAAAUUGCUGGCAGACUGUAUAUAUUCUCCGAUGGCAAAGUAUGGAUUUUCAAGGACCGAAGGCCCGAAAUGGCUGUGCGCAUUGGUAAGAUUUUCGCCGGUGGGCCGCAGUACGUUAAUGCAUCGGUAUCGACCAAACAUCACACUUAUCUGAUCGCCGAUCGAACAAUUUAUGCAUUUAAUAUUGACAAAACUACGGAAACUUUCAGGCCGACCCGAGGAUGGCCAAAAAUUUUACAGAAUCGUGUGCUGUUCUUUCCACAAGCCGCCUUUCCAAUCGAAAACGGAAGUGCUAUUCUCAUUUCAGGCGAUGUAUUUGCAACAUAUGAUUUAGCCAGCAACAGAGCAUCAUUGAUCAACGAUCUGAAAUUAUAUUACCCGAAUCUGCCCGAGGAUUUCAAGAGUGGGAUA